UAGUCAUAUGUGUAUGCCAGUGUGUCUGAAUUCUGCAACAAGACAGAAAAAAAAUUGAGGGACUUUUUUUUAAAAAAAGAGGUCAAGAUCUAAAGCGAGUGAAAAAGCAGCUGCGAUUUCUAAUGUAGAGACGGAGAUUGUUGACAGGACAGUGCUGGAGGGGCAGCUGCAGUACAGUGCUUGGUGAUGCAGGACGCAAAACUGGAUGAUUUCAUUUGUCAUCUUCGCAAAGAAAUGAAACAGCGAGGGUGCUGCCUUCUCCACAGGGAUCCCAGCUCUCCCGGUUAAAGGGGCCUCUUUGAGUUCUCCUCAGAGCUUUGCCGUCAGCGCCAGACGUGCCCGGGAACUGUCCAACGACAGCCAUCAGCGCCGCAACACUCGAGGGCUGGUUGGAGAAAGACCAGGUUCCAGGCUCAAACAUAAAUAUGAAGGAGGCAGGGGCUUGUCUUCGAGAUCAAAUGCAAUGCAUGAUGCAGGCAUUGCAGGACUUGAAGCAGAUUCACAACAUCAGCACCCUGAGCCUGAGGGAGGAGGAGGCAGCACCCUUGGCUCCUGUCAAGGGAAGGAACUCACAUAGUUUUACCUCCGAUGUCUCUGAAUCCGACACAUAUGACUCAGCUUGUUGCCUUGUAUCUCCGAGAAGUGAAGAAGAAGGCACCCCAUCAGUAUUUGCAUCACCCAGCAGUGACAGAAGCUUAGAGUUUGACUCUGGCUAUUCUGAAGCUUCUGGGCCCACAUUGACAAAAGCAGCACGAGUAGGAAGCUCACCGUGUUUGAGGGAGAAUAGACUUCCCACUGCUGGGAUCUUGAGAAAUAAAAUCGGCUUGGGACCGAACAAAAAAAUAAGACCUAAAUCUACUUCUGAUGUUUAUUCAGAACAGUGCUCCUGGAAGAUUUUUGAUUAUACAGAUCCAAAUGACUGGACAGUCAAUUUGCUCUCCCAAAGCAGGAAUAGACAGCCCCUUGUACUGGGGGAUAAUUGUUUUGCAGAUCUGGUGGAAAACUGGAUGGACCUUCCAGAGGAGACUGAUGAGAUGAUGGAAUCAAAGGCAAAGGAUCACUCCGGCAGAUGGUUGGGGAAGCCUCAUGAGUUCCUCCUGAACAUCUCUGGAAAUGUGAGGCGUAAGCUGGCCAACAUCUCGCGAUCUGACAGGUCAAAGAGUACAGAUCCAAAGCACCAAAGCAACAAUGACAACAGCCAUGCACACUUGCAAUCAAAGAGACUCUCUUGUCCGACAAAUCUGGGUAAUUACAUGCCAAAGCUCUCUUAUCUGCAUCGUUCUCACACUAACCUACCCCAGACGAAUGAAGCGUCAACAUCAGACUUUGAUAAAUUUAUUGCUUUGAUGAAAAGCAGAAGUAGGAAACCAAUUAUUUGCAAGGACACAAUUAGUUAUGUAUAGAAUAAACAAAAUGAACACUGACUCUUGUGCUUCCAACAUGAGGUGUAUAAUUAAUCUGACUUUUGUAUCACUUUUUGAUAUAAGCCAAAAUGUUUAUAGCCAUGUAGUUUGUGUACAUACAUUUUAUAUUUUAUACAGUGCCUGAAAAUAAACAAAUGAU
This is a messenger RNA of Stegostoma tigrinum, 1563 nucleotides long. RefSeq names its product inka box actin regulator 1a (gene inka1a). The transcript is spliced from 3 exons. The record is from RefSeq and is a predicted model, not a curated record. Gene Ontology annotation, molecular function: protein kinase binding; protein serine/threonine kinase inhibitor activity. Lineage: Eukaryota; Metazoa; Chordata; Chondrichthyes; Orectolobiformes; Stegostomatidae. Gene Ontology annotation, cellular component: nucleus. Bases 426 to 1403 code for a protein of 325 amino acids.